AUGCCUGCAAACCAGGACCAACUCGUGCCCACGGUCGUCGACGAUGAGGACGUGGACCAUACUGAUCCCGUGAAGGAAGGUGCCGACUCUGACCAGCAGCUAGCUCGAGAUGAGGAUGAGGCUAUCGACCAGAGAAACAUCCUUCCUGAAUCCAAUCACUCCCUUCGCCACGCCAAGCCCCAGACACCCGCAUACAGCGAGGGUCCAUCGGAGGAUGACUUGCCCAAGGAAGUUCUUGAGGCCAGAUACUAG
Molecule: messenger RNA, 252 nt
Organism: Penicillium chermesinum
Lineage: Eukaryota; Fungi; Ascomycota; Eurotiomycetes; Eurotiales; Aspergillaceae
Exons: 2
Coding region: 1-252 (83 amino acids)
Source: RefSeq, a predicted model, not a curated record